Messenger RNA from Daucus carota subsp. sativus, 2939 nucleotides. RefSeq names its product pentatricopeptide repeat-containing protein At3g61520, mitochondrial. Gene Ontology annotation, biological process: chloroplast-nucleus signaling pathway; mitochondria-nucleus signaling pathway. Gene Ontology annotation, cellular component: chloroplast. The transcript has 2 exons. NCBI's taxonomy places the organism in Eukaryota, Viridiplantae, Streptophyta, Magnoliopsida, Apiales, Apiaceae. The coding region runs from base 226 to 2460 and encodes 744 amino acids. Gene Ontology annotation, molecular function: protein binding. The record is from RefSeq and is a predicted model, not a curated record.
AACCUAAAAUCUGAUACGAUCACGCUGACCAUCAAGGUUUUUGGUCCCGCUGAAUCAAUCGGAAAAUUUCCUCAAAUUUGUCCAACAAAAUUAACAAGAGACCAGUUGUCGUUUUACAAGUUUUACUGUACUUGUGACUUAAGUAGUUGAUUCAUACUGUCUGUUCUUGUGAGUUGUGAUUCAAGUAGUUGAUUUCUGUUUUGUCUUGCCAGGAAGAACUCAAAAAUGAGAUCAAUCGUAUCAACAUCAAAACACAUACACCUCCUCAACCCCAAAACCCCACCCCUAAAACCCUCAUUCCUCCGCCGCAUCUCCACCGCCCCACCGCCACCCCAACCGAUCACAACCCAAGUCCUCACUCUUCUCCAAAAUGACUACACUACCCCAAUUAACACACCCCACCUCCUCUCUCUCCUCCCCUCUCUCUCCCCACCUUGUUAUCUCUCUCUCACCCGUCAACUCGGCUCCACCGGCGCCGCCCUCAAGUUCCUCACCUUCCUCCGGGCCCACUCACCGGACCCACCUUCCAUUUCCCUCACUUUCCAGGCCCUUCUUGAGCUCGCUACUCAUUCGGGUUCUUCACGCUUGCCGCAAUCAGAUAUUGCUGAGAAGCUUAAAGAGCUUUUUAAGUUGUGCAGAGAGUGUGAUAUUAAGCUUACGAAGGAGUCGGGUACUUUGCUUGUUGGGUUCUUUAGUCGGGUGAGAAUGGUUGAUGAGAUGUUGGAUGUGUAUAAUUACAUUGGUGUGGAGUCGAGGAGUAGUGAUUUGGGUGAUGUGGUGGUGGAUUGGCUGAUGAGGGGCGGGCGGUUUGAUGAUGCGUUGAAGGUGUUUGAUGGAAUGCUUGAGGCAAAUGGGAAGGGUGGGGUGGAGAGGACGACGGUGCAUUUGGUGUUUCGGGAGUUGAUGAGGCGGGAUUCGAAGUUUAAGAAUGUUAAGGAUGAGGGGAUUGCGGAGUUGGUUUUGAAAUGUGCGAAGAUUGGUGUUUUUAUUAAAGGGGAAUGGCUUUGUAAUUUGGUUAUUGGGUUGUGUAGGAAGGGGAAUUUGAGUAAGGCGUGGAGUUUGUUGCAUGACUUGAUGGAUUUAGGUUGUCUGGAUAUUGUUAGUUCUUGUAAUGCGCUUUUGACAUCGUUGGAGAGAGUGAAGGAUUUUAAGAGGAUGAAUUUGCUUUUGCAGCAGAUGAAGGAUAAGGGGAUUCAGCCUGAUGUUGUCACGUUUGGGAUUCUUACUAAGCAUUUGUGCAAGUUCCAUAGGGUAGAUGAGGCGUUAGAUGUGUAUCAGAAAAUGGUUGAUGGUAGCGAAGGGAUUUUAGUAAGACCAGAUGUUGUUCUGCAUAAUACUUUGAUUUCUGGGCUAUGCAAAGUGGGGAGGCAAGAAGAAGGUUUGGAAAUGGUGGAACAGAUGAAAGUGAAACACGGAUGCAUGCCUAAUACAUCAACAUUUAAUAGUUUAAUUGACGGGUUUUGCAAAGCUGGAGAACUUGAUAGAGCCAAUGAGAUAUUUGAUCUAAUGAACAAGGAAGGGAUUUUGCCAAAUAUCAUUACUGUUAACACUUUGGUGGAUGGUUUCUGUAAGCAUGGGAGGGUCCAUACGGGAAUCAAAUUUUUCAGACAAAUGCAGGGGAAAGGUUUGAAGGGGAAUGUGAAUACUUAUACUAGUUUGAUUAAUGCUUUCUACAAGUCAAACAAUAUUGAAAAGUCUGCAGAAUUGUUUGAUGAGAUGUUAGACGCAGGCUGUACUCCAGAUGCGAAAGUUUAUUACACCAUGAUCUCAGGUCUGACAAAUGCUGGGAGGUUGGAUGAUGCUAGCUUUAUUGUAUCGAAGAUGAAGAAAGCUGGAUUCCAGUUAGAUACUGUGGCUUACAAUGUUUUAAUUGGAGGGUUCUGCCGAAGAAAAAGAUUUGAUAAAGCUGUUGAGCUACUUGCGGAUAUGGAAGACCAUGAUGUUAAACCUGAUAAUGUUACAUAUAACACUUUGAUUUCAUACUUCAGUGAGAGUGGGGAUUUCAAGACUGCUCGUAGAGUAAUGAAGAAGAUGGUUCAUGAUGGUCUUGUGCCCACUGUUAUAACCUAUGGUGCACUAAUUCAUGCAUAUUGCUUGGCAGGCUAUCUUGAUGAAGCAUUAACAUUAUUUGAUAACAUGUGCUCUACUUCAAGUAUUCCACCUAACAAUGUUAUAUAUAAUAUACUGAUCAACUCUCUUUGCAAAAAAGGCGAAGUAGACAAAGCACUUUCGUUAAUGAAUGAUAUGAAAAUCAAAGGUGUUAGACCAAAUACUAACACAUUCAAUGCCAUGUUCAAAGGCCUUCAUGACAAAAAUUGGCUGGAUGAAGCACUUAAGCUUAUGGAUCAAAUGACGCAACAGGCUUGCAAUCCUGAUUAUAUUACAAUGGAAAUUCUCACAGAUUGGCUUUCUACUGUUGGUCAAACAGAAAAGUUGCAAAACUUUGUCAAAGGAUUCUAGGUUUCUGAUUCAACUUCCAGGCAGGUUAGUUCAGAGUCUUGUUAGCAAAAUGGGAGGAUUGGAGAUGCCAGUCUGCUACUCCUUUCAUAUCGAGGUUCGUUCCACAUUCCAUGAAACAUUUUUUCAUGCCGAUGUUGGUUAUUUCUCAACUGCAUUGUCGAAGUGAGGCUUGGACUAGACAAAUCUGCCAGAUUGCCACACCCGGAGCUGCCGAGAAGGCGAAAACAUGUAAAUCACCUUAAAACAGUGAAUUAUGUGAUCAAGGGGCUCAUUUGGUCUGCUAAGAUCUGUUUCAGCAUACUUAUGGAGAAUCGGAUUUAGGAAGUAGUCCACGAUCCAAUGCCUUUCAUAUCUGAUAGACAUGUCAGAACCGUAUUCAUCCUAGUCUUGGACACAGUUAGGUCGUUGCUAUUGAUAUGAGUAAAUGGUGUCUUUUAGGAAUAUUUUCGACUUUUUGUUAGAGCAAGUUCAAUGGUAAU